GUCACUAGCAGCUAGAUGGUCUUAUGAUCCAAUAUCAAGACCAACAUUCGUUCAUUCAGACAACCAAGGAACCGAAACCACCAUCAUUAGGCCAACCGCCCACCAACAACAACGAUAACAACGCAUUGUACAGUACACUUACUAGUAUACUUAAUUUAUAAAACGAAAGGGAAACGACAAACCUUCCAGGUAGUUCGAAAGAAACGUAACCGAAGUCGGUAACUAGGUCAGUUUAUAUAUCGGAGUGAGAGAGUCACUGGCCGCAAUAGACUGACGGGUGGCUAUUGGUUAAAGACAUCGAUAACGACAACGAUAAUGGACCCAACUAUGAUGGCCUCCCAGAUGGGACCUACGCCUUUCUUCUACUACACGCCAGACCCCAACCCAGAGAACCGGCACCACGGCCACUUCAGCCAGCAGCCUGGAUUUCAACAGAUGCAGCAACAUCAGGUAUUCCCAGUGGUACCUACACUGCCGUCGACGCCGAUCUACUCGAGGCCGAACUCGGCUUGCUCGCAACAACCUUUCCCGAACAAGAUGUACAGCACAGUCCCGAGCAACAUAACUCCGAUGGCGUCGCCUCAGACUGCGCAGCGACCUGGGAUUCUAGUGCACACUCAACCUUCGAAGUUGAUGCUCGAGACGGAGCUUUGCGAUAACGACGGGUUCUACUAUCCGGCCACGCCUCCCUUGUCAACGUCGGGUAGCUCCAUGGGUAGUCCAUGCAACUCGAACGAUAUGUUAGCCACACCGCUCAACCCCAUGUUCUCUGGAUUGGACGGAUGCGAGAUGGUCAAGCCGGAAGUCGAGACCAUACCUGAAAGCCUCGAGAACUUGGAUUGGGCUAACUGUGGCUCACCACCUCUAACACCUGUCUACCUCCAAGCUCAGACCCAAUCAGCAAAUCAGAUUCAGGUCCAAUCACCUAAUUCUAGCUUUUCAAGCGACCAUCUAUCACCAACGUCCUGUCCAUCAUUAUCACCUUCGCCAUCGCCUUACGCACGAUCUGUUACAUCAGAGCAAGACGUGGAUUCCACCUUCUGUGAUCCCCGGAACUUGACAGUUGGCGGUGUAUCCAACCCCACAUUGGCGCCCGAGUUUUCUGCCCCUGUCGCGUUAGAGGAAUUCAGGGGUGACUCUCUACCAAAACAAUCCCUCCCUGCCUCCUUCGAUUUUAAUCAGGAGCUUCACCACGGUCUACCUGCCUUUGAGGAUAUUGAUGACCUUGAAUCAGAAGACGACUUUGUCAAUCGUCUAUGCAAUAUUGGCGAGCAAUCAAGUGCUGAUAUCAAGAGGUCACGUUCUGCUACUUGCUCUACAACUUUAUCGCUUGGUAACGAGUCGUUCUUGGGUGAGAGUGACUUCGACGGUGACGACACCGCCUCUUGUGACGCGACUGGGUUCUCCAGCUACACCUCAUCGGACUCAGAUUCUCACAAAGACAAGAAGAUAAAGAAGUGCAAAAAGGAGUCGCGAAAGGCUGCGCCCAUCAUGAACGUUGCUGCCGACUCCAACUCUGCUCAGGGUGGUGAGCAGGACCAGCAACAACAUCACCACAGCUACAGUCACACCGAAGCAGACGACAGCAACAACGUUGGAUCACCCGAGGGGUCGAAUGCGCAAACGCCACUACCUGCUCCACCCAACCGCCGAGGUCGCAAGCAAUCAUUAACAGAGGAUCCCAGCAAGACUUUCGUCUGCGAGCUCUGCAACCGUCGCUUCCGCCGACAAGAGCACCUGAAGCGACACUAUCGCUCUCUACACACGCAAGAGAAGCCUUUCGAGUGCCAUGAGUGUGGAAAGAAGUUCUCCCGAAGCGACAAUCUAUCGCAGCACGCGCGAACUCACGGCAGCGGGGCCAUCGUUAUGAAUCUCAUCGACGCGAGUGAGGAAGGCCUCGAAUUGAUGCCGCCUGGCGAGCCCGACUACGCCAACUUUGGGAAGGUGCUAUUCCAAGUCGCCUCCGAAGUCCCCGGUAGCUCUAGCGACCUCUCCUCAGACGAGUCGCCUAGUGAGGGUCAGGGCAAGAAGAAGCGUAAGCGAUCUGACUAAAUCAUCGGAUUUUUUCAGGUUGGAGAUCAGAUAUACCCCGUCGAGGAUCCACGACAGAUCUCUUGGCGUACGCCCCUAAUGACAUAAUGAAUUUCUCACAUUCGACCUAGCCUAGCCAGCUUCAUUUACGCGGAUCAGGUCACUAGGCCUAGGUAGAGAGGACCACAAAAGUUGCACAUUGAUUUUCCAGCAU
This is a messenger RNA of Annulohypoxylon maeteangense, 2245 nucleotides long. RefSeq lists its product as uncharacterized. The record is from RefSeq and is a predicted model, not a curated record. The transcript has 2 exons. Gene Ontology annotation, cellular component: chromatin. The coding region runs from base 316 to 2052 and encodes 578 amino acids. NCBI's taxonomy places the organism in Eukaryota, Fungi, Ascomycota, Sordariomycetes, Xylariales, Hypoxylaceae. Gene Ontology annotation, biological process: regulation of transcription by RNA polymerase II. Gene Ontology annotation, molecular function: RNA polymerase II cis-regulatory region sequence-specific DNA binding; DNA-binding transcription factor activity, RNA polymerase II-specific.